AUGGUGUCUUCCAGCAGUGAUUAUUCCUCUAGCUCUUCUGAUGAGGAUUUCAGGAUUCCGAUGGCUAAGGCACGUGUUCAUGCUAAGGUGCCUCCUUAUGAUCCAAAAUUUGCUCAUGAUGAUUUCUUGAAGAGAAAGGAAAGGGAAGAGAUACUUGCUGAAUAUCGAGAGAAGAGGCGUAGAAUUCAGCGAAAAAAACAAGAGGCCGAGGAGAGACUCCGAUCCCGUCCUUAUGGUGUAGCAUCAGAUUCAGAUGCUGAAGAGGAACUUGUAUGGAGGUUUCCAGAACGCAAAAGUAAGCCAUAUCCACCGCACAGGGAGAUUGAGCGACAGGUUAAGGAUGAUCUUCAAGCUGAACGUGAUGAAGAAGACCUCUUGGAUGCGAUAGACGGCGAUAUCGAAGAAGAAUUCCCUGAUGAUUCAGACAGUGAUUCUGAGAAAGAGUCCGAAGAGGAUUCCUCAGAGGAUGAUGAUGAUGAUGACAACGAAUCAGAUGACUCUGACGAUUAG
This is a messenger RNA of Papaver somniferum (opium poppy), 510 nucleotides long. Its product is annotated as calsequestrin-1-like. The transcript has a single exon. The record is from RefSeq and is a predicted model, not a curated record. The coding region runs from base 1 to 510 and encodes 169 amino acids. NCBI's taxonomy places the organism in Eukaryota, Viridiplantae, Streptophyta, Magnoliopsida, Ranunculales, Papaveraceae.